Messenger RNA from Emiliania huxleyi CCMP1516, 608 nucleotides. RefSeq lists its product as hypothetical. The record is from RefSeq and is a predicted model, not a curated record. Lineage: Eukaryota; Haptophyta; Isochrysidales; Noelaerhabdaceae. Gene Ontology annotation, biological process: mRNA splicing, via spliceosome; ribosome biogenesis; maturation of SSU-rRNA. Gene Ontology annotation, molecular function: RNA binding. Gene Ontology annotation, cellular component: small-subunit processome; U4/U6 x U5 tri-snRNP complex; nucleolus. The coding region runs from base 1 to 384 and encodes 127 amino acids. The transcript is spliced from 5 exons.
AUGUCUGGGGAGCCGAACCCGAAGGCCUUUCCGCUCGCCGACUCGAACCUCACCGUCUCGAUCCUCGACGUGGUGCAGCAGGCUGCCAACUUCAAGCAGCUCAAGAAGGGCGCCAACGAGGCGACCAAGACGCUCAACCGCGGCAUCGCCGAGCUGAUUGUCAUGGCGGCCGACGCCGAGCCGCUUGAGAUCCUGCUGCACCUGCCGCUGCUGUGCGAGGACAAGAAUGUGCCGUAUGUCUUUGUGCCAAACAAGCAGGCGCUCGGCCGCUCCUGCGGCGUCUCGCGGCCAGUCAUCUCGUGCUCCAUCACGACCAACGAAGGCUCGCAGCUCAAGAACCAGAUCCAGCAGCUCAAGGACUCCAUCGAGAAGCUCCUCAUCUGAGUCCUGACCGAGGGCCGCCCGCGGUGCUGCAGGAGUCGGGUGCCAGCGAGGCUCGCCUGACGGGCAGAUGGCGCGGCAGACGCGCAUUGGGGGGUGGUAUCGCCUUCGCGGCUCGGAAGGCGUCACGCGGAGGCGCGCUCAGCCGCUGUUGCGCUGUCGAGCUCUGGCUGUCGCGGCGCCGCCAAGCCCUCCCUUCUCUAGGCGCCUGCCGUGUGGGGCUUCUG